CAAUUACAGUCGCAGCUCAAUAUUCGAACAUCAACACGAAGAGAAACGCGGAUGAGCUGUGAAAAAUGGACUGUUUUGCUACCUAACUUUACUGCCUAAAGCGUUUUGCUGAACUGAUAAUUUACAUGCGAAAUAGCUUGGUGAUGUACACAUGGUGAUCCAGAACCAUGGCGAGAGAACGAGCCCAGAAGAAGUCCUUCCAGGAGAGCCUGGAGGACAUCAAGGACAGGAUGAAGGAGAAGAGGAACAAACGGCUGGCUAGUGCCUCAGCUCCCAGCAGAGGACGGUCCAGAAUGCUAAACAAAUGCAGUGGGACUAACUCGACCCACACCAUCCUGAAGGGUGUCCAGGAGAACAACAAGGCACUGGCCUUAGGUUUGCAAGCUGAAAAGGAAAAAGUGAGGCAGGCCAAUGCAGUGAUCCUGCAGCUGAAAAGGGAGCAACAGGCCUUGUUCCUUCACCUGCUUCUGCUCAAGAAGAAACUCAAAGAGCAGGAAGCUCUGGCAGUGAGUGCUCCAGAGACUAAACCCCCAAACAUCCUUGUGGAACCCCAACACAAUGUGGAUUCUGCAAGGAAGCGGACCAGCCAGAACCCUGAUGAGCCCAUUGUAUGCAAAGCCUCAAUAGUUUGUGCAGACAUUCAGCCCACUGAAAAGAAUGCACAAUCUGAAUGUGACAAGCAGGUUACCUUGCCAUCUACAGUGAGUGUGAGGCGUCGUCAUGCAGAUAGAAGAAGCAGGAGGAUGUCUGAACGUGUGCGAGAAAAGGGGUCAAUGAAUGAGGGGGACCCCAUCGCAAGUUUGGGUGCUUUAAUGGCAAGUCCUAUUCACAGUGAUGAUAGAAAUCCAUAUCAGCCACAGGAAGGAGCAGAACCACAAUUAGCAGACCCCACUGACACUGAGGAAUUUCAGCAUUCUACUCCUGGACCUGCCCCACCCAAAAAAAACAGCCAGCAGCUGCCCAGCAGGAAGCAAGCCCAGCAGCAGCGCCGCACCAAACCAGAGGCGGCUGCACGGAAACCAGAGAGAGGUCGCAAACCAGAGCGUGCCCCGUUAAAGAAACCUUGGGAGAAUCCCAAACCCAGAGCCCGCUCCAAGAGUCGGGACCGGUCAGCCACACGGGCCAAAACAGCACCUCUCUCGCAGGGGAAUAAACUCAACACCUCUCUGGGAUUUAAUGACACGUUUGACUUUGACUGUGAAGAGACAGUUCAUGUCGCACCGUUCAGGGCCAAAGCAGAGGACCAUCCGCCGGCCACGCCCAUCAGCAAAGACACUCAACCAAGAGAACAAGCCCAAACGGAAGCUUCACCUGCAGUUUCCAAACAGGAUGAGUCCAGCUCAUCAUCACCAUCUUCUGAAUCAGAGGACAGCCUUUAUGUCCCUCAGAAGACCAGACAGAGACGAACGUCCACUGACACGACUAAAGUGAUCGCCACUCGUAGAGGCCGGCCGUCUAAAGUCGUCAGAAAGAAAGAAAACAUCCCUCCAAAACAGGAGGUCUCUGUCUUUAGAGAUGAGGAGGCCAGUCCUAAGGCUGUAAAACCUGAAAUGGAAAGAGCUCCUCUCCAUCACCCCCCUGACUCUAGCUUCUCUAAUAGCCCUGACCCUGCGAGCUCAGGACAAGAAAAUCACCAAGAGCCUCACAGAGGGGUUAUUGAGAAGGAUUGCUUGCUCCCUGUCAGCCCCCUGGUUGAAGCUGAGAUGAUGAGAAUAGACAGCGUCCUGUCCAAUUUUGGAGAUUACGCCUGUGAAGCGCCACCUCUUUUACACCACCAAACGCCCCAGAUGGCCAGGACAUGCAAGAAACGUGGGCUUGGUGUAAGGACAGCGGGGCGGGGCUUGAGUCUGUGUGAUGUGACCAAUCUGUCCCCUGCAGCCCAGCGCAAGUUCUCCCGUGGUGGCCCACGUCCCUCUGAUGCCCGAUGCGCCACCCCUGUUCCUGCUCGCAAGCGGCGUUGCACCAUGGUGGUGGACUACAAGGAACCCACGCUAAAUGCGAAACUUCGGCGUGGAGACAAGUUCACAGACUUGCAGUUCCUCUGCUCUCCUAUUUUCAAGCAGAAGUCUGGCAGGAGAUCUGUGCAGAAAUCAAGGAAUUCCACGAGCAGCCAGCCGCCAUUUGAUAAGUACAAUGAGUCAUUUGUUGGAUGUCGCUGAAAGCAGCUACCUUGUUUGUCCCCUCUGAACUCUGGCAUGGUCAGUUUUAAUGUGAUUUUUCUUUUUUGUGACAAUUGAUCAUUUUGUUUUUAGGUUUUAUUUCUUUGUGGUGAAGAACUGUCAGUUUUAGAUAUUAUUUUUGACUUUGUUUGUUGCUUAUUUUGCAAAGCUAUAGUCUUUCUUCUCACCUAUUUCUCUUUGUUGUCUAUGGCUAUUUUGCGAAGAUGGCCAGAUUUUCCAAUUCUAUGUCACCACCUUGAAGUCUGUAUGUUUUUUAUUAUGAGAACCUGAAUAUGAGUGUAUAUAUUAUUGUCAUCUAAUAAAAAUAAAUCUCCUACUGUGU
Molecule: messenger RNA, 2502 nt
Organism: Micropterus salmoides (largemouth bass)
Lineage: Eukaryota; Metazoa; Chordata; Actinopteri; Centrarchiformes; Centrarchidae
Gene: sgo1
Product: shugoshin 1
Exons: 10
Coding region: 168-2159 (663 amino acids)
Biological process (GO): meiotic chromosome segregation
Cellular component (GO): chromosome, centromeric region; nucleus
Source: RefSeq, a predicted model, not a curated record